This is a messenger RNA of Amoebophrya sp. A25, 14342 nucleotides long. The record is from the annotation of a GenBank genome assembly. NCBI's taxonomy places the organism in Eukaryota, Dinophyceae, Syndiniales, Amoebophryaceae.
CGAAUACUUUCGAGAUCGCGACCGGCUCCGACGUCGCUGUCACUUACAAUGACAUAUCUGUGCUAGAAAACAUGCACGCCUCUUUAGGUUGGCGACUUGUCGAGUCUACUCUACUCUCACCUGGAGGAGGACGCGGUGUCUACUAUAAUAACGAUCCUCGUGGAAGCAACAGUCUAGCAAGAGGUGCGCAAUCCUCAGCAGCACAAUCAGGAGUACAAGCCAUAUCCGAUCGCCAAACGCAGACACACAGACGCUUUCGCCAGCUCUUUAUCUCCAGUAUACUGGCAACCGACAUGAGCAAGCACGACGGACAGAUACAGGUAGUAAGGUAUAGCAUCGAUCUUGUAGCAAUCGGAAGAACCAUCAUCGGAAUAUAGACCAAUUUAAUAUACGUGGCAUCCAUCUCAGGCUCGAUAUUGUUGAGAACAAACUACAGAAAUACUUACGUUCUUCAUGCAUUCCUCGCUAGUUUUCAUUCUUUGUGAUUUACUGAAUCCCCCUUUUGCUAUCCUCAUUCUUUUGUCAGGCAGCAAAAGACGUAAGUCGCGAGUUGGAAGAGCUACGAGGUCGAGGAAGGGACGAAGACCAUCAAGCAAAAGAGGCAGCGGAGGAGUUUUAUGACGGCGUUUUUUCUGAACUUUAUCUAUUCCGAGAACAAUAGAAGGCAUAGGGUUCUUAGCCGUUUCUCUUCAUUGUAUCUAUACCAUAGAGACGAUAGCCCUGAUAGUAGUUCUAGUUGCAACAAAACGAACACAGCGACUGUUGACGAGAUUAUUUUUUUCGUGUACGCUCUAAAGAAGGCACACAACAAGAAGAUCGGAGGGGCAGGGGCUGCGAAGCAGCAAGAAGCACCAUAGCUUGGUUCCGCGCGUACCAGGUGGCAGAAGCAGGAGGUCUUUAGUGCCCCGAUCUCUGUUAUGUGGUGGAUUUUAGUAAACGCGUGUUGUCUUCAUAUCGGAAUCCCAACACUGUCCUCGCAAUUUUUUUUUUCAGACGUCUCAGCCUCAGCUUUGAUCUCUUUCUCAGCCUCAACUUGGAGGAAAUAAUGGCUCGAUAUAAAACUCAGUCGCGCUUGUGCUAAGUAGUAGGCCGAUGCUGUUGCUUAAAGGUAGCGCUUGAGUAAGUUUGUUGUCACUUCUUUCCUCAGUCUUGCAUUUUUCGCCUUCGUCAAGGACACUGUCCUCGCAAAUUUUCUCCAUCUUCAUACUUCUCAACCUCAACUUUGAUCUCCUUGGAUCGACCUUCGACUUUGCAGAUGGGCAGGAGAAGCACACUGGCGUCCCUUUUAGGGCAGCCACAUGCUGCCACUCCGUCUACGUCUUCCAUACUCUGUCAUGGUCGUGGGAAUGGGGAUGGGAAUGCGAUGAAUGGCAGUAUAUUACAACUUGGCAGUGACAAGAAAGGUAUUUUGCAACAACGGCCACAUGACGACGAGCAAAAUACCGCGUGGCGUGCAGCUGAGAGUGGCGGAUCUGGCGAAGGGAAUGUGACCAAUAUCCCUGGGAGUGCAGGAGUCCCACCACAUAGACAUCAAGGACGUCAAGGAUUCUCACGUGUAUGGUCGUGUGGACAUAUUAGAUAUUGAAAUUGAUUGAGAUGAUCUGUUUUUAAUGUUGAAGGGGAAGUGUCGUCGUUGUCGACAGACUAUCAAUCUUGAAUGGGAUAUCAAAAGAAAAAAAACUACCUAUACUUAUAAAUCAAAAAAUUUGCUUUAGAGGGUUUAUAAGUAUAAGUAGUUUUUUUUCUUUUGAUAUGGGAAACGUCGUCGUUGUCGACAGGAGGCGCAACGUCUUGUUUCAAGAAAAGUUUUCAUUCUCCAUGAAGAGUGCCAUGCUUUUCAUAACCGGCUGACCUGAGUAUCUGCAGUGUUACCUCCAGUACCUCUCGUGCGGACUCGAUAGUGAGAUCGGGAAGCAGGGCGUCGCCUUCUAUCAUAGCAGUUGUAGCAGGUCGCGACGAGGAUCAAAGUCAACAAAGAUCCACCUAUUACAGGCGUAGGUUUGGCAAUACCAGGCGUAGUUUAGCCCUUAGCGACAGGCGCUCUAGUAUGGAGUUAUCAGCGAUGACGUCGAGUGGUGGGAAAUGCAGCAGUUCUUUAUGAUCGAAUUCCGAAACAACUCAGAAUCAGAAUAAACCUCAACGGCCUAACCUUGAGCUGGCAGUUAAGUGGUGACAAACGAAAAAUUAUAAGCACAGAAGAUGAUUAUAUCAAAUACAAAGAUAGCGGUGCUAGCCAGGCUCGUCUACAACUACCGAACAUUGGAUAGACUUUCUCUGACUUCUUAGGCAUCCUCGUUAAUGAAAGUUAGAGAUGGUCACUCACUUCCCACUUUCAUGUUCCAUUUGGCAUCAACAUCAAGAGCAAAAUUUUCUUCGGAGAACCACCAGUGGUGAAUAUGGAAGAAAAAAAGUGCACUCACACUCAAAAAAAGUGGCUAUUUUCCUACUUAAAUCCUAGCCAAUUUCUUGAGUGUGAGCGCACUUUUUCGCUUCAUAGUGAAGAUCCCACUAGUAUACUACAUCGAGAAGAAGAACCAGAAGGUGCUGAAGGUGAAGGCGAAGGGGAUCCCAGAGUAGGAAGACGAGGCACGUCUACAAUUGUACGGAAAGACUCUGUAACAGAGGAACUUCGAACGAAAAUCGUUGAGUUAGUUCUUCAUGCCGCAGACAUAGGGAAUGUGGCGCAACCACUGCCUAUAGCUUUGCAGUGGAAAUCCCGAGUUUUGGACGAGUUCAGUAGGCAGUCGAGGGAAGAAGCAGCACAGGGGAUCGAGAUGACCCCCUGUAUGCAAAACCUCCACGAUCCAGUGGUUGCUGCGAAGAGUCAGGUUGGAUUCAUCAGCUUUAUACUAAGGCUUGAAACAAUUAAUGUUCAUCUCAAGUAGAAGCAUCUUUGUAGUACUUUUUGCUACGGGGAGAACAUGUUGUAUGAAUGCGCGACAACAUAAUGUCAAAGAUGCACUUCAAGAUGAACAUAUGUGAGGUCUAAUUAUAGUUGCUCCGCUGUUCCAACAGAUCCACCCGAUCCUGUUAAGGCUACAACGAAAUGCAUCUGCAAGUAGAACAUCCUGGGACCGUUCUUGUAUCGUGGGAAAAGAAUUCAACUCGGGUGCAGCACUUUAAGAUGGAUUGAAAAUAAAUAUAUUAGAAGGUGUUCUAACUCUAGGAAUCUCCCAAGCCUUGGAAGCCAUGGCCUACAACACGCAAUACUAUCAACAAUGUGCCGAAAGAGGUGUUUGGUAUCUGCAAGAAGAACAUAAACGAUUUUCGUUGCUGGAAGGAGAGGAGCAAGAGGUAAAACCUCAACACAAUCGCCAACGAACAAGUGACCUCUUGAUAGUUGAAGACGCUGGCUCCGAAGUUUAGAAGAUGGGAAACGAAUUCCCAAUUUUUACUUUACGAGUUUCUAUUUAUAAUACUCAAGUUUUUUGACUAUCUAAGGUUUACCCGCUUAUUACUCAAGUAACUUGUUGUCUAAUGUACUAGACAUGACAGUUGAAGUUGUCUUUUUCCGAAUGAAUCCAAGCUACUUUCUUGUCUUGCUAGAUUGAAGAAGAAGAAGCUGCUGUUCUUUUUUCUGUAGUUCCUCGUCGAGAAAUGAAUACUUAUAGAAAGCCGUUUGCUGGAAGUAGGAGUGCAGUAGUAUUUGUAUUUCGCGAGGUCGCAGACGUAGUACUUAGUUAAUUUGUCAUAGACAUUAGGCUUAGGCAGUACAUGUACAACUACAGCAUUUUUUAUAAAACAGAAGUAAAACUACAAAGCCGUUAUUGGGGAAUGCCUAAACACGAUCUUCAUCGUUCUUAUUGCGUAUCUACUAAGUAUCUGGUGGGAACCCACCACAGCAAUUCUAGUCCUUUUCUUCCAAAAGUAGUCACUUUUGUUAUGCAGGAUCAUAAUCAUGCAAGGUAUCCAUCGGUAUGUGUCUACAACUCGGGUAGUCGCAACGGAACGAGGCAGCUGCAAGCUGCUACGUGGUUCGAGUGAAUUAAUAUUUGACGCUACUAGCUUCUGUGGUGGCUAAUGCCACUGUAAUUGAGGUUAGAAAUAUUUCUUGAGCAUGCUUCUACGUCACUACACUUUGUCUGUGGUUGUUGUUGAUAUUAGAGCAUCCACGACUAUAUUCGACUUAGAAGAUACUCCCGGGAGGAUGCAUCUCGUCAAAAACAAAGGCUAGUGCUGGCACUUUUUUCCGAUUGUAGUUUGUUGUAUAAUUAAUAGGGAAUAACUUAAUCUACCAAAAAGUGUUUUUGUUGGAACACCCGAACACGCCCAAGCGCACCAGGAGGCUCUUGAGAGCAAAUGGAAUGAUUAUCGUUGCAAUGUAACAGAAAGACGAUCAGAACGGACGUGCCGAAUGAUCACUGACUGUUUAAGGCCUUGAAAUGGUAUCAAAAUGGGCUCAAUGUCAUUGGGAUAUCAUGAAGGGCCAUUGUGCAGUUAAAGAUCUGGGAGAUCUUGCUGCUAAUUCAUGUUGGAACUCAUUGAGUUCAAAUGAUGACCAUGCGAGGAACUAACAUGAGUUCAAGACAAGGAACGGUAUUGAUCAUGAUCAAGGUGACGAGUGAGAGCAGUCAUUUGGCAUUGAAAUCAGGUUCAUCCAUUGGGUCUUGAGCCAGUAAUGACCAUUGACCAACGCCCCUCCUCAAUCGCUAGGUGAGGAAAUGACGAAAGUCACAAACGGUCUAGUGUUGCCUGCUCUGACCCAGAACCAUCACGAUUCUGUGUAUAGCCACUGACAUCACCUUUGGCCAACGAUCUAACACCCUAAGAAGAUAGAAUAGGUAAGCACCGCCAAAGAAGCAGAACUUGAACCAGACUCAUCAUCUUCUUCUUCCGAGUCACUAUCAUCUUCAACAUGGUUGCGGCUAAGUACUGGAUUCUCUAUGUGAUGUAAUAACAAUCUGCGUUGAGUAGAUGAGCGUGGGAGUUUCGUUAGUCCAUCAGCUUUCAUCAGGUGAGUAGGACAGAAAGCGACUUUCUCAGCUGCAUCUCUAACCCUUAAAUAACGUAAUGCAUAGUGUCUACUCUGGGGCUUCGUAUCUUCACUCUUUGCUGUCGAGAUUGCAGACUGGUUGUCUAUCCACAAUAUGGCAUCGUCGAGGGAUGGCGAUAUACCAAACCGCGUUUCCACUAGUUGAGUGGGUAAGGAAUUGAAGAAGUCUGUAAAAUCAUGCAGCUCGCUCAUGACAAUAGUGUCCGACGCGGCUAUAUACUCUGACUCUGCAGUUGAAUACGCACGCACGGUUUGGGUAUUGCGUUUCCAACAGAUUGGAAAACCCCGAUAGUACAUAAUCGAACCACUGGUCGAGCGCAUGCUCUUUAUGCAGUUUGCGAAUCUUGCAUCUGAGAGCCAGUCAGUAUACGGCAGCUCUCUUCCUUCUGGUAGGAGCUUCUUGUAAAUUUCGUUGAAUUCUUCCUCACUUUCUGGAGAGUAGUAGAGUCCUUGGCCCUUCGUCGUAGCUAGAUACUUUAAUACUUUUCUACAGGCUUUUGCAAUUCUUUCAGUAACGGGCUUACUGACAUACCGAGCCAAUGCCGCCACAGGGACGCAAAUAUCUGGCCUUGCGGUUGUCGAUAUCCAAAGCAGUGCGCCAACAAUCUCACGCAAUGGAAACCCGGCUGCUAGCUUAAGCCCCUCCUCAAGCAAAGCAGACUCGUCGAAAUUUGGGGACCACACGGGCUUACCUAAUGUUAUUUUAUACUUCUGUAAAGUCUUCUCUAUGUGCACACUCAUCAGGAUUUUCACUGAACGCGCUUCCCGACAAUAGUGCACAAUCGCACCAAGAGAGUCGAACUCUAGCCAUUCGAAACUCGUGUGAGAAUCGACUCGCUUUGCCAUCUCGAUAGGCCGGCCAGGGGCGCGACUAAAGAUCCGGUCGAGCUCCGGCCGUAACUCAUGAUAGUCAGGUCCAGUAGCUAAGUUAUCAUCAACAUAGACUGACAUCUUCAUAUACUUUCCUGGGUGCGUUUUGCUCUUUUUCCGCCACAAUCCUGGAGCAGAAGGACACGGCUCCCAUCCGAGUUCGGACAAUAGCACGCAAUACUUCUUGAACCAGGCUCGUGGAGCGUCCUUGAGCCCAUAUAGAGCUUUCUUAAGCUUGACGGUAUCCGCCCCAUGCUUCUCCGCCCACACUGGUGGAAGACGGCAGAAGGCGCCGCGAUCGAGUUCAGCAUUAAGGAACGCAGAAUCAAGGUCGAAAGGGAUGACGAAGUCAGAGUCCGUCGCUGCUGAAACGAGUAAAAGUCUAUUCGCAGCGUGUGACACUACAGGGGCGUAGGUGUCGAUAUUCCCCGAACGAUCAAGAUUCCCGAGCACACAAGCACGAGCUUUGAAUGUUCCAGCACGUUUUACCGUGAGAACGAUUGCUAUAGGCAUUACCUGAGAAGAGGUUCGCAGCUCCUCGUCAGUAGCUGGCGCCCAAGUCUCAAAGGCAAGUAGUCUAGCUUCCUCCUUGGUGAUAGCUGCGCGCCAUUUUUCGGCGUCGGGGCUUUUCAAGGCUUGGGAAACUGACAGCAUGACAUGUGCUUCGAGGAAGGUCCCCCCUUCUUCCAGCUCAUGCCCGCCUGCUAGCAUGGCAAAUUUAGUCAUGUCUUUUCUUAAUGCUUCUAGCUCGGCUUUUGUUCUUCUUUUGCGUUGUCUUGGAUUCUUAUCCUUGCUCCCUUUAGGUCUUCCUCGGCCUUUCUUCCCCUCCUCAACUUUGCCUGGUUGAGAUGGUGGAAUGGGUAAGGGCCUCGGAUCCCUUGCUUCAGGAUUAGAGUCAGGUGACACGCGCUCCGAUGAGAUAUUCCCCUCCUCAACGCGUUGCGCGUCAGAGUUGGAAUCAUCGCCGGUCUUUGGAUCUUCCUCUUUGUCCAAAGAUUCACAGAAAAACUCAUCAGUGUCAUUGUUAACUAAUAUCAUUUCCAUGCCGGUUGGAUCGCCUGAGCUGUACUCCGUGCCAGAGAAGCGCGGCUGACAGGCCAUACGUUGCAGCGCAUGCCUGUGCAGGACGGGACCCAGCGACGGCGUGCCAGACUGCAGGUUUUCCAGCGGGUCAUAAUCAACAUAAAUGCCCUUCGACGUAGGCAGUAGCCAAUCAAUGUUCUUGACUAAUAUCGACUCUCGAAAUUUAACAUCUAGUGUGGAAUACUCACUCCACUUGAAGCCAGCUUUCGAUCUCCCAUCGUUGUGAUAUGUACCUACUAGCCAACCAGACGAAACUGGACACAGACCGAGAAACACACCACGCCGAUAAGGUGGCGCAAGCUUUGCUUCUUUCUUGUUGGUGGUGUCUACGACCUGUUCAUGAAAGUACACCAAGCAGCCAUAUCUUCUUAGCAUACCUAGACCACUUUUCGAGGACUUCCCUCCUAUCCUCUUUUCUAGUAUCUCGACAGGACUCGCUCCAUCAUGUUCGGGCAUUUUUGCGUAGCGAUGCGGUAAGCGAUUCCAACAAUCUCCGGCAUACUGUAGGCAGUAACACCAAAGACGUCGGUCGACUUUGACCAACAUGGUACGUACAGCGCCGAAAAUGGUCCGCAUGAAACGUUCGCAAGUUCCGUUCAUUUCUGGGUUGUAAGGAACUCCAGGAAUUUCCGAAACCAGUAGCGAUUGCAUGACUUUGGUCAUAUGGUCACUACUUAGGACGGGUUCGCUAUCUCUACGGAUGAACCGUGCCGCCUUGUCGUCGAGUGACAAUGAGUAGUCCUGGCGAAUGCCUUUUAUUACUUCUUCAAUCACCUCUACGCAGUCCGACUUGAGGCAAAGAGGACGAACGAAACGCAUUUUAAUCGAAUCGCAAAUAAUGACUAAAGCGCGCCUUUUGCUUCUUAUAGAGACUGGUCUAAUACCAACUGCGAAAUCAAUUGCAAGUGUUUCCAAUGGAGAAGGUAUAUGCCCAGCGGGCCUCACUUUUGCAUGAGAGCGUCUUUGACCUUUGGUUCGAUCACAUUCUGGACAAGAUACACUAAGGCCAUCAGCGUGAAAGUGGCCAAGUCUACGAUGUAUGUCUAAUCUUGAAGCUUGUGAAUGAAGUCUAGCUUCUUCUAUACUAGUGCAUACUAUAUCCUCCUCAGUUUCGUUUUCUUCUUUGCUAAACAUGUCACAACCUAGAAUAGGUAACUGCAUCUGGGGGCAAUUUGUUAUGGGUAGAGAGCGGCCGGAGCGGGUAUUGUACAACGUUCCGCCACUUUCUGUGAAAUUCAUUUGCCAACCCUUCUCAUGACAGUUUCCUUCACCUAGCCACGGUGUAAUGCGAUCUAUGGCUUUUGGUAAGUGUUCAAAGUGUACGCCAUAUUUUAGUCCUAAUUUGUUUUCUUUUAGUCUACCUAAGUUCCCACUUCGCUCUCCAGCAGUGCCACUAAUAUGACAAAGCCGGUAGCUAAUCUUCUUGAAAUCGGAACGAUGGCGCGACGAAUAUUUAUUAGCACAACUGUCAACAAGUGAAACUGUUUUGCUAUUUUCCCUGUUAUUUGCACUUAGAUAGCAACCUGAGCGAUUGUCAAUCAUAUAGCUUUCACCCCUAAGCGGUUCACUUCUAUAUUCUUUACUCUCAAUGUUUUCUUCAAAGUUCAGCGAACGUCUUCCAUUUUCAUCUUCGAAAUCUUCUUCCAAUUCUUCUUCGUCUUGGGGUUGUCCAUCUCGUUUCCCAUAUCCAUUCCAUUCCGGAUUGGUUUCGACUCAGCGUUGUGGUUGUUGUCCACCCCAUUGCUGUUGUGGGUUACUGUUGUCGAAUCCUUCUCCUCCACUUUGUUGUGGUGGAUAGCUGUUCUGGUGCCACGGAGGGAUAGCGUUACCUUGCGGCCAGCAGUUGUAUGAAUUGUUGAAGAAGUUGCUGCCCAUGGCUUUGUUAGGUUGGUAGCUUUGACUCAUCGGGUUUAGCCAGCAUUUGCGCGCCUUAUGUCCAUACUUGUGGCAAUAGUUGCACUGGAUACCCUCAUUAGGAUUAGAGUUCUUAGCGCCUUUACCUUUGCCAUUUCCUUUGUUUUUCUUACUACUAGAACUACUACUACUACUCUUUCCACUUCCUUUUGCUGCGUAGACCUCGUUCUUGAUUUCUUUGCGAAUCUUCUUGCGAAGUCGUUUGAUCGUUGUUUUCUUGAGAGUGGCAAACGCGUUACCAUCGUCAUCACUCUCAUCCUGACGCUUACGCUUCUUGGUUUUGUUAUUGUUCUGGUUUUCAUCAUCAGAAUCUUCGACAGCUGGAAAAGCUUUGCCGAAAGAUGGACUCUCGAUCUUGUACUCACCAGAGUCAAUCAAGCUCUGAAGUCGUUUUGUGAGUCUUUCACCGAUUUGGACGAACGUUAGAUGUUCUUCUUCUUGCAUCCUCUCGAUUGUCUGUCGAAAUGCUUUGGAAAACAUUUUUGGCAGAAUGUCGAGGAUUGCUCCACUUUGUUGAUCAGCAACAGCCGCACCAACUUCCGGCGGGUAUACGGUCGGAGAUUGGUUCAUGACAUCUCUGACCUUCGCCAGGAAUGUUGGAACGUCUGGAGGAGAAUCGCGGUUCGUGAAGUGCAUCCCUUCCAACGCUUUAGCAGAGAUUCGCUGCUCUGUGCGGUCAUUUUGACUGAAACCAGCGUCACGGAGGUUCGUCACCACUUCACCAGCGUUCAUUACAGUGGUAUCCUGAUCCUUCAUAUGUGCUUCGGCUGCACCUUUGAGCGACUUGAUGAUCACACUCUUCAAAUCUCGCCAAUUCUGCUGGAGCAUGCGGUCGCUGUUGUUGGGUUGGUUCGGAACCCCUGCCGCAUUGCCGUUCAGCACAUUGUUGAGGUAUUGGACUAGGUCCAGGCGGUCUGCUUCUUGCGUUACCGCUCGAAGCCAGUCACGCCAGUCAGAUUUCUGCCCCAGUUUGGGUGAAAUCUCUCCGAGACUCAUAUCGGGCAUUUUGUGGCGCAAGUAGUGCGACUUUGUUUUCUCUACUUCUACAAAGAAUUGACUAGCUAUUUCUUUAAUAAGGUAAGGCUCAAGGGCUUGGAACAGUGUUGCAAAGAGAAGCUCCCAUGAAAUGGAUCGCCAGAAGUUGCCGAAAGUCUCCGAAAGUUCAUCUGGCAAGUGUUGCUCUGAUAGAUUCGGCAAAGCCAGUAGCGUGACGACGGCGGCGGCUGUCCGUCAGUCUGUUGGUCUCCCUUGGUCUUGGUUGCUUUGCUUCAAGCAGUGAGCCGGGGCCCCGUCUUUCUUGUUUAGCUUGUUCCCUCUGCACUCAGCCACCCCCUUCCUUUCAUUGGUUCUUCCUCCUUCCUUCGUUCCUGACUACACACACAAAGACACCUGGCAACCAAGCCCGCUGCCUGGCGCGCUGGCUUGGCUUCUUUCUUGCUUGCUUCCUCUCUCUCUCUCUCUCUCUCUCUCUCUCUCUCUCUCUCUCUCUGACUGCCCCCCCAGUCAGUCUGGUCUGUGUCUGUCAGUCAGUCUGCCUCCCGUUCUCUCUCACUCUGGAGCCAGCUCCCUGCAUGCCUUCCAUCCAUCCUCCGCCCGUCGCUCGCUCUCUCUGUCUCUGUUUCUUUGUGUCUCACUAUGUGUGGCCCCUGUCUGACUUUCUUUCUCUCAUUCUCCUCCCUGCUCGCUUCUAUCUUCUUCUCCUUCGUUCUCUUCCUUGCUCACCUCUGUCUCCCUCCGUUUUUGUUUCUGUCAGUCUUAGUCUGUUGCCUUGUUUCUUUGCUUCAUUCGUUCGCUUCGUUCUCCCUCUCAUGGCCGCGCGCGUCUCUGUAGUGCAUCAGUCUAAGCAAUCCACGCACCUGCGCGCCCCUCGAUCCAUGCAUCGACCCACCCACCCACCCACUGCCUGGCGCACGCGGCCCGCCGAUGGGCCCAGCCAUGGAACGACCCGCGCGCCGGUCGGUCUAGGUAGCUAGGUGCCGCGCGUAGCUAUGUACCUGAUGAAUCUGUCGGACCUAUGAAUGUAUAUACAUUCAUGGCCUAGAAUCUACCGGAUAGCUAGCCAGAUUGAUCUACGCGCGAGGGUGUCGAACUAUGUAUCUAGCAUACUAUCUAAGUAACUAAGAGCGUGCGAAAGAGUGCAAGAACGAAAGUGAGGCAAGGAGGAGGGCGGCUAGUUUCCGUUACUUCGACGUGAGUGCGCGUCUCUGUGCGGGUGUGUCUUUCUAUGUCUAAGAGAGCGCGCGUCUGUCUGCGUUGCGGUCUCCCUGCCUGGCACCCGCUCGCACUGUGUAUCCAGCGGCCUUCCUGGCAGUUAGUCAGUGGGGGCGCGCUCUUGCUCGGCCUAGGUAGCUAUUUGCGUAUCUAUGUGUCUAUGAAUGUAGGCGCGCGCCCAUCCUUCCAACAGGCAGUCUACCCACCGACCUACCAACCUCCCUGGCGGCGUGUGUAGGAGUCAGCGGCAGUCUGUGAAUGAGUGUGCCUGUGAGUGUAUCUAACUACGUGCGUGUGGGUGUGUGAAUGAAUCCACGGGCCAGCCUAUGUAUGUACGAACGAACCAACGCCCCAGACAGUAGCUAAGAGAUCACAAGCCUCCAAAUUUUCUCAAAGUCCCCGUCGAAGAAUGUUGCCCGUCAGUCUGCAGAUUGAUGCGACGGCAGAACUUUCUUCAACAAUUUGACAAAAAUGCAGCAGAUAUGUCAAUCAAAAACCGCUCCGCCGUUUUUUGCCGAAUAUCGCCGAUUAUUUCCGUUCUUGUUUCUCCCGGUUCCUUAGCUCCGUUUAUUUCCGUUUAUUUCCGUUUCCUCCGAAAGUUUCCGAAAGUUGCCGAAAGUUUCCGAAAGUUGCCGAAAGUUUCCGAAAGUUGCCGAAAGUUUCCGUCUUUUUCCGUUAAUCGCCGAGGAAUAUUUUCGGAAACUUUCGGCAACUUUCGGAAACUUUCGGAAACUUUCGGCAACUUUCGGAAGCUUUCGGCAACUUUCGGAGGAAACGGAAAUAAACGGAAAUAAACGGAGCGAAGGAACCGGGAGAAACAAGAACGGAAAUAAUCGGCGAUAUUCGGUAACUAAAGGAAAGUGGAAACACUUUCGGAAACUAACGAAGAGCCACCGGCCUUUUCUUCGAUCUCUCGACGCUGCAGCCCUACAGGUGAAUGAGUGGGCACGUCGGUCCGUACUCGCGCGGACUCUAAGAAAUCCAGACCCAUGCAUCCAUGGACAGGACGCGUCCGCCCUCUCAUUCUAUCUCUGCCGUACGCUCGUGGAUGCCUACAGUAGGCACGCGCACUGGCUCACACAUAGACACGCACCAUCUACGCACCCAGCCAAGCACUCACGCGCGCACGUAGCCACGUCCUAUAGUGUACACAAUUAGCCAGCGCCGACCCCUCUAGAUAUAGCAAGGGCGUGCUUCUGUUUAGUUCUUUAACGUUGAUAGAUAGAUACGCCCACGGAUGCUAGGUAGUAGCUAGGUACGCACCCACCACAAUGGGGCAGACAGUCUGACGCACUCCCCCACACACGUAACGGCGCCGCGGCCUUCGCCCCGCCCUCUCACUCUGGCGCUCGCACGCGUGCAGUGGGUACAUAGGUGGGCGCGUAUUCAAUAUCCUAGAUAGCGGCACGCGUCUGCCUUCGUUCUCUCUUUUCCUGUCAGUCAGUCGGUCGGUCUAUGCGUCUCAUAUGUGCGCACCUACUCACAUGGAUGCCAUAGAUACUUACGACAUGCGUACACCCAUGCGCUGUCUCUAUGUCAUAGGCUGGCACGUAAGAGAUGGACUCCUUGACUGAGUGGCGAGAGGGUGGGCGAGUGCGUGACUGACGGGCCGGGUGGGUGGGCGCGAGGGUGAGUCAGUGCAUGUAUGAACGCAGGAACCAACCAACGCGCGCGAGCGCGCGCCCAUCCGUCGGCCCACUCAAUCACCCGGCGCGCACUCUCUUCGUUCCUGUGAGUCAAUGCAUGGCCGACGUGUCUGCGUGACGAGUCACGCACUGAACGAAAGACGGCGCGCGUGCCUACCUACCUACCUACCUACCUACCUACGUAGGCACGCACCUACCUAGCUAGGUAGCUGCGUGCCUACCAACCUACUAGUACUACCUAGGUAGGUAGGCUGGUAGGCAGAUUCAUUGGCUGCCGCUGCUAGCUAGGUGCGUUACGAAAGUAAGUAGGUGCCAGCCUCGGCGCCUAUGACAUGUAUCUGCGAGCGUAUCAAUGAAUCUACCAGAGACUCAAUAGACAGCGCGUGAGGCGGCUGAGUGAGCUGCUCUGCUUGUCUCGGACUAAGUUAGUUAAAAAAGUGGCUUGGUUGCUUCUUAGUUACUUUGUAAAUAAAUAGAUAAAGGAGCACCUAUAUACUUACCUAUGCAUACUAAACCAACGAACGGAGCCUCGCUGUUAGUUAGCAGUGACUGAGCGCGUUGGUUCGUUGUGAGCGAGUCCAUGCAUGCACGCCAUGGCAUGCGUGCAUCCAUGCACGCAUCGAUCGAAGCAACUCAGCGACCCCCCGAGGGAACAACUUACAGGCGCCACUAACUACGCCAGCGGGGGGCCCGCGUAUGUAUGAAUCUGAGGACGCUUCACGGGAGGCGCUUUUAUCGAGUGAGAGAAAGUCUGCCAGUUGAACUUUCGGAAACUUUCGGGAACUUUCGGCAAGGACCCUCAUGGGCCUCCAUUUUUGCAAACAGUGUUGGAACACCCGAACACGUCCAAGCGCACUACGAGGCUCUUGAGAGCAAAUGGAAUGAUUAUCGUUGCAAUGUAACAGAAAGACGAUCAGAACGGACGUGCCGAAUGAUCACUGACUGUUUAAGGCCCUGAAAUGGUAUCAGAAUGGGUUCAAUGUCAUUGGGAUAUCAUGAAGGGCCAUAGUGCAGUUAAAGAUCUGGGAGAUCUUGCUGCUAAUUCAUGUUGGAACUCAUUGAGUUCAAAUGAUGAUCAUACGAGGAACUAACAUGAGUUCAAGACAAGGAACGGCAUUGAUCAUGAUCAAGGUGACGAGUGAGAGCAGUCAUUUGGCAUUGAAAUCAGGUUCAUCCAUUGGAUCUUGAGCCAGUGACGACCAUUGGCCAACAGUUUCCAUUUUCAACCAUAUCAAUUAGGAAAUAUUGAAAGUGAAAACGGAUUUUGAUCGUGUAGAAUUAUCGCAGAAGAUAAAGAUGGAAUGUCGAUGCACAGAUUUGACUAUGACUACUUAAUAGAAAACAGAAUCAAUGAAAAAAUGACAUAUCAUCUAGUAUGUUGAGACUUAAUUCAAUACUCUUGCAAGAAGAAGCUACGCGCGCUGGACGAGCUAGUUGUGCUCAUACAGCACGCCCGCGUCCUCUGAUAAAACAGGUAGUUCCAGUUGUUGUUUGCAGGAAGAGAGUGUGCCUUUCUCCAAAUUCGAUGAAUUGCACAUGGUAAGGAAAUGCGUUUUCGAUUCAGCCACAGCCACAAACAGAAAGUAUAAAACCACUACGCGUAGAGGAUUUGUCGAGGUGUCCGG